Messenger RNA from Capsaspora owczarzaki ATCC 30864, 3954 nucleotides. Its product is annotated as 5-methyltetrahydrofolate-homocysteine methyltransferase. The transcript has 9 exons. NCBI's taxonomy places the organism in Eukaryota, Filasterea, Ministeriida, Capsasporidae. The coding region runs from base 53 to 3844 and encodes 1263 amino acids. Gene Ontology annotation, biological process: pteridine-containing compound metabolic process. Gene Ontology annotation, molecular function: methionine synthase activity; cobalamin binding; zinc ion binding. The record is from RefSeq and is a predicted model, not a curated record.
CUGAUUUUUUUUUUUCUGAUUUUCGCAUCGUUUUCUAGCCGGAAAAGCAACCAUGACGAACGACGAUGUGUGGCUACCACCGAGCGUGUCGCCGCUGGAGAGCGUGCUGGACCGCGAGCUGCGUGAGCGCAUCCUCGUGCUUGACGGCGCAAUGGGCACCAUGAUCCAGCGCCACAGACUGUCCGAGGAGGACUUCCGCGACCACCCCGAGCUCAAGGACCACCACAAGCCGCUCAAAGGGAACAAUGACAUUCUCGUGCUCACCCGGCCAGAAAUCAUCUACGACAUCCACCGCAAGUACCUCGAGGCAGGCGCGGAUUUCAUCGAGACAAACACGUUCAGCGCGACAGUCAUCGCGCAGGAGGACUAUGGUCUCCAGUCGUGGGCCUACAAGAUCAAUGUCGAGGCGGCAAAGCUCGCCAAGCGCGCUUGCGUCGAUGUGAUGGCUGCAGAAGGGCCGUCGGGCCAUCCGCGAUUCGUGUGUGGUGCCAUCGGCCCGACCAACCGCACGUGCUCGAUUGCGUCGGUCGACAAGCCCGAAGAGCGCAGCACCAACUUUGACACGCUCGUCCCGGCGUACAAGGAGCAGGCCCAGGGUCUGUUGGACGGCGGUGCUGACGUGCUGCUCAUCGAAACCAUCUUUGAUACGCUCAACUGCAAGGCCGCGCUCUUUGCGAUUGAGACGCUGUUCGACGAGAUUGGCCGCCGCGUCCCCAUUUUCAUCAGCGGCACCAUUGUCGACCGAAGCGGUCGCACGCUUUCCGGCCAGACUGGCGAGGCUUUUGUCGUCAGUAUUACCCAUGGUGAGGCAAUUUGUGUCGGUCUCAACUGCGCGCUCGGUGCUUCUGAGAUGCGCCCGUUCGUGGAAUCCCUCGCGAAAGCCACUCCAGCCUACACGAUUUGCUACCCGAAUGCCGGUCUCCCCAACACGUUCGGCGGUUACGACGAGACGCCCGAGAUGAUGGCCGAGAAACUGCAAGAGUUUGCCAAGUCUGGUCUCGUCAACCUGGUCGGUGGAUGCUGCGGCACGACUCCCGACCACAUUCGCGCGAUUGCGAACGCAGUUCGUGGUAUUGCUCCUCGCGUGCCAAACAAGACCCAGUGGAACGACACGCUGUUGUUGAGUGGUUUGGAGCCCACCCGAAUCAACAAGCUCACCAACUUUGUAAACAUUGGAGAGCGCUGCAACGUUGCUGGUUCUCGUCGUUUCGCCAAACUGAUUGCAAACGGCAACUAUGAGGAAGCAUUGGCGAUUGCCAAGUCGCAGGUUGAGAUGGGCGCACAAGUGCUCGAUAUCAACAUGGACGAGGGCAUGCUCGACUCCAAGUUUGCCAUCACCAAGUUUGUCAACUUUAUUGCCUCCGAGCCCGAAAUUGCGCGAGUGCCGCUUUGCGUCGAUUCGUCCAACUUUGCCGUGGUGGAGGCUGGUCUCAAGUGCGCGCAGGGCAAGUGCAUUGUCAACAGUAUCUCGCUCAAGGAAGGCGAGGCUGAAUUCAUUCGCAAGGCUCGCAUUGUCAAGCGAUUCGGUGCUGCCUGUGUUGUGAUGGCAUUCGACGAAACUGGCCAAGCGGCUGAGGCGGAUCGCAAGCUCGAAAUUUGCGCGCGCUCGUAUGACCUGCUUGUCGGUCCCAAGGUUCGAUUCAACCCCAACGACAUUAUCUUCGACCCCAACAUUCUCACCAUUGCAACCGGCAUAGAGGAGCACAACAACUAUGGUGUCGAGUUUAUCGAAGCCACUCGCCGCAUCAAGCAGCGCUGCCCGGGCGCCCGCAUCAGCGGCGGUGUGUCCAACCUUUCCUUCUCCUUCCGAGGGCAGGACGUCAUUCGCGAGUCCAUGCACUCGGUCUUCCUGUUCCACGCCAUCCGUGCGGGCAUGGACAUGGGCAUUGUCAAUGCUGGCAUGCUCCCGCUGUACGACGACAUUCCCAAAGACCUGCUCGAGUUGUGCGAGGCUGCUGUGCUCAACACCGACCCCAACUGCACGGAAAAGCUGCUUGCGUACGCGCAGGCCAAGGGCAAAGAUGCUGGCAAAAAGGCGGUCGAGGACGAGGCUUGGCGCUUGUUGGAUGUCGAGUCGCGUCUCGAACACUCAUUGGUCAAAGGCAUUGACAAGCAUGUCGCGCUGGAUGUCGAGGAGGCUCGUCUCAACACGGAAAAGUACCAGCGACCGCUGCAUAUCAUUGAAGGCCCGCUGAUGCGUGGUAUGAGUGUGGUUGGUGACCUUUUCGGUGCGGGCAAAAUGUUCUUGCCUCAAGUCAUCAAGUCGGCGCGUGUCAUGAAGAAGGCUGUCGCCCACCUCAUCCCAUUCAUGGAGGCCGAGCGCCUGCAGGCCAUCAAGGACAAUCCCAGCAUGACAGAGGCUACCCGCUUUAGUGGGACGAUCGUGCUAGCAACCGUCAAGGGCGAUGUUCACGACAUUGGCAAGAACAUUGUCAACGUUGUGCUCGGCUGCAACAACUACCGUGUGAUUGAUCUCGGCGUUAUGACGCCUUGCGACAAGAUUUUGGAGACUGCUAUUGCCGAGAAUGCGGACGUCAUUGGUCUGUCGGGUCUGAUCACGCCGUCUUUGGAUGAGAUGAUUCACGUCGCCAAGGAAAUGGAGCGACGCGGCAUGAAGCUGCCUCUGCUGAUUGGUGGCGCUACUACAUCGCGCACGCACACGGCCGUCAAAAUUUCGCCUCGCUACUCGCGUCCCGCCAUUCACGUGCUCGAUGCUUCCAAGUCGGUCGUCGUCGUCUCGGCUCUGCUUGACCAGCGUUCAAGCCAAGAUUACAUCAACGACAUUUCUGAUGAGUAUGAUGAGAUUCGUCACGAGCACUACCAGACAUUGAAGGAUCGCCAGUACCUGUCUCUUGAAAAGGCCCGCGCGCGUCACGGCGGCCUGCACGACUGGUCCAAAGCGACCAUCACCGUCCCCAAGCUCAUGGGCACGACUGUCUUCCGUGAGGUUGACCUCAAUCGCGUGGUCAAGUAUAUUGAUUGGAAGCCCUUCUUUGAGGUGUGGCAACUCCGUGGCAAGUACCCCAACCGUGGCUAUCCCAAAAUUUUCAACGAUGCGACCGUUGGCGCUGAGGCGCGCAAGACCUUCAACGACGCCCAGACCAUGUUGUCAAACAUCAUUCGCAACAAGACCAUGCAUUGCGUUGGUAUCAUUGGCAUGUAUCGUGCCAACUCUGUGGGCGAUGACAUUGAGGUGCUUUCUCAGGACGGCGCAACCAAGCUUGCCACUUUCCACGGCCUGCGUCAGCAAGCAGAGAAGGAGGCGGAAGACGAAGAGCCGUACUACUGCCUUUCCGAUUUUAUCGCCCCAAAGGCGUCAGGCGUGGACGACUACCUUGGCGCGUUUGCGGUCGCUACUUUCGGAGCGGACGAAAUGUGCCAGCAGUUGGCGGCCCAGCACGACGACUAUGGCGUCAUCAUGGUGAAGGCGAUUGCCGAUCGCUUGGCCGAGGCGUACGCGGAAAUGCUGCAUGAGGACGUUCGUCGUGACCAUUGGGGCUAUUCCAAGGAGGAAAAGCUCACCACCGAUGACUUGCUGAGCAUUCAGUACCAGGGUAUUCGCCCAGCUCCUGGCUACCCCAGCCAGCCUGACCACACUGAAAAGCGCAUCAUGUGGGACUUGCUCAAGGUGGAGGAGCAGUCCGGCAUCGGGCUGACGGAAUCGCUGGCCAUGACACCUGCGGCCGCUGUUUCCGGCCUGUACUUUGCCAAUGCCCACUCCAAGUACUUUGCGGUGGGCAAGAUCACCAAAGAUCAAGUGCAAGAGUAUGCAACUCGCUCUGGCCAGCCGCUUGAGACCGUUGAGCGCUGGCUUAUGCCGAUUUUGUCUUACGAUGCAGACUAAGCAUUACAUUUAUCGAAUUGUGUUUUUCGUUUGUUGUGGUCGGUUUGCAUGCACCAAUCCUACUGGUAUCGUUUCUUCGUGGAGGUCAAUGAAAGAGUUCAAAAAUUUCC